AUGUCUUGCAUAUAUUUACCUAUAUCUUUAGCUAAUUAAUCUAUAUUAGAAGAACUAAGUUUAACUUCAUUUGUACUAGAAACAUCAGUCGUUCCAAAAGAAAAUAACGACAUAGUAAUAGAUUUACCUAGAGGAGGUUAAAUAAUUAGAACUUCAGUUGGAAACAUAUAAUACGGGAUACCUCCUGAGACUAUAAAAGAUUCAAUAACUAUGAAAUUAGAAGUACCAAAAUAUUUUAUUAUACCAAAUAAAAGAUUUGAUAAAGUUUCAAAUUUAAAUGUUGCUGAGUUCGAAUUUCCGGCCUAUUAUAAUUUUUUUAUUCAUAAAAAUACAAUAAACUUAAUAUGCGAUUCAGAAACAAAAGAAUGUAUUAGAAGAGCUUUUUAAGAAACAUUAUGUGGGCCUUCUUCGUAUGAAAAUUUAGUUGAAGAUUUCUAUUACACAUAUCCAGUUUCAGGAUAUCCAGAUUUCAAAAAAGAAAGAAAAAUUUUAUCUGGAGCUAUUCAAAAUCCUUCAUUAGAUUCAAAUCCAGAUACGAUUUUGUGUUUUUCAGUUUUUUAAGAAAAUCAAAUAGUUAUAGUUAAAGAUAAUAAUACAUUAAUUAUUUAAAGAAUUCUAAAUAAAAAUUAACUUUGCUUUUCCUAUAAAUUUAUUGAUAAUGGUAAAGAAAUUGCUAUUAUAAAUGAUCGUGUUGAAAUGACUGUCUAAGAAAAUAAGUUCACUCCAUAGGAUUUGGAUGUUCUAGACGAUCUUUUAAAUAUUAUUGAUUCCAAAUAAUAAUAAUCACGAUAAUAAUAAUAACAUUGCCCUGUAAUAUCUAGUCCAAAAAAUCCAUAAUUAAAUCGUAUUAAAUGUGAUGGAAGAAAUUUCAUUAAAAAAGGUUCUUAAUUCAAGAUUCCUCAUACUUUUCUUUCCGAAGGAUUUACUCCUCCAGACUUUGGGAUUUCAGUUAUAGGCAAUUCACAUGGAUUCGAUCCUUGUGGACAUACUACAGGAAUAAUAAUUUGGUUAUAUGGAAGAGGAAUAAUGGUAGAUCCACCACCAUACACAAAUGAUUAUUUAAAAGAAAUGAAUGUAUCGCCUUAAUUAAUACAAGCAAUAAUAAUAACACAUUGUCAUGCUGAUCAUGAUUCAGGUGCUUUUGAAAAAAUCCUUCUUUAAAGUAAGAUUGAAUUAAUAACAACAAGAACAAUAAUGAAUUCAUUUGUAAGAAAAUAUUCUAAUAUAACAGCAAUGAGUGAGGAAGAAAUAAAAAAAUUAUUUGUAUUUAGACCUGUAAUAAUAGGAAGUAGAAUGAAAAUAAAUGGAGGAUUAUUUAAUUUUUUUUAUUCUUUUCAUGUAAUUCCUUGUAUUGGGUUUGAUAUUGAAGUAAUGGGAAAAAGCGUUUAUUUUUCAGCUGAUACUUUCUAUGAUCCUAUUCGUCUUAAAAAAUAUUUUGAAUGGGGAUAUUUAUAAAAAGAAAGGUAUACUUCUUUGGUUGAAAUUGAUUGGGAUAAAUACGAUAUUAUUUUGCAUGAAGCUGGAGUUCCUCCAAUUCAUACCCCAUAAAGUUCUUUCCUUCAUUUUUCAGAAAAAGCUAAGAAAAAUCUUUAUUUAUUACAUAUAGCGGUAAAAGAUGUUAAAUAUAAUGAAGGAUUUAAAAGGCUAGAAGAAGGACUUGAAAAUACUAUAGUGCUUUAUGAAAAUAACACAAACUAGAAAAUAAUCCAUAUCAGGAAUUUAGAUUUGAUAUCAAACAUAGAUAUAUUCAGCACUUUAACAGUUAAAAACGUUCGCUAUUUACUAGAUUGUUUAGAAGUUGAAUAAUACGAAAAAGGAGAUUUAAUAUUUCCAGAAAACUCAACUGGAAAUAAAUUCUUUAUCGUAUAAAGUGGACUUGUGAAGAUUUUUUGUUUCGAAAAUUAAAAUUUUGAGUCUUUUAUAGGGCCAGGAGAUUAUUUUGGAGAAAUUAGUUUAAUUGAUGAAAUGAAAUAAAGAAAAGCAAGUGCAAAAGCUGAAAAAAAAACAAUACUAUUAAGUUUGGAAAGACAUGAUUUUUAAUUUUUGUUUGGUGAAGAAAAUAAUAUUUUGAAAAAAUUAAAAGAGUUGACGAAAGCUAGAAAGUAGUUUGUUAUAGUCUAUUUGGAAAAAAAUAAUUAUUUUAAUUCUUUGGAUAAAAAUUAAAAGGUAGUCUUGGAGGCUAUUCUUAAAGAAUAAAAAAUAAGUAAAGGCACAUGCGUAUGGAAAUAAGGUCAAGUCCCUGAGUCUGUUGUUAUUGUCAAAGAUGGAUCAUUAGCAUAUUUUAAAUAAAACCUUAAAGGUAAAAUUGUUAGAUAAGGAGAAUUUAUAGGUGAAACUAUGGCAAUUAUUAAUAAAGUACCUGUUUAAUCUUCAUUAAAAGCUUUAUAAGAUACUACUAUUUUAUAUAUUAUUAGUUAGGAUUGGAUUGAGUUUUUAGAUAAAAAUCCUGGAGUUAAGUUAUAGAUUGAAUCAAAAGUUUAUUUUAGAUGAUUUAUUUUUAUACUAUUUUAUCCAUUUAAAUAAUUUAAUAAUAAACUUUUUUAUAGUUUUUUUAUUUAUUUUUAAAAAAGACAAAAUGUAAAUUUUUAAUAAAUGUAAGUAUAUUC
This is a messenger RNA of Ichthyophthirius multifiliis, 2606 nucleotides long. RefSeq lists its product as hypothetical. Gene Ontology annotation, molecular function: 3',5'-cyclic-GMP phosphodiesterase activity. The record is from RefSeq and is a predicted model, not a curated record. Gene Ontology annotation, cellular component: cytosol. The transcript has a single exon. Lineage: Eukaryota; Ciliophora; Oligohymenophorea; Hymenostomatida.